Rodentolepis nana is the source of this 813-nucleotide messenger RNA. NCBI's taxonomy places the organism in Eukaryota, Metazoa, Platyhelminthes, Cestoda, Cyclophyllidea, Hymenolepididae. The record is from the annotation of a GenBank genome assembly.
AUGGAUAGCGAAAAGGAUAAUUGUGAACCCUCUGCUGAUUGGAAUCCAUCAAUUCCCACAAACUUCUUCAACCAACUUCGACAAAAUGGUCAUCUAAUUGAUUUGCACAUUGUUACAAAGGAGAAUCGCAAGAUUCCAGCUCAUCGAUCGUUUCUUUGUGCUCAGUUUCCAGGAAUUAUGAAUCAAUUACUGCAGAAUCAAGGUCCGACUAUGAAAUGGCACCGAUUCUCCACCGAACUUGUCCAAUUAGUGAUAGACUUUGUCUACACAGGCAAAAUUGAAAUAAGCGCGGACAAUGUUGGUCAGCUCUACUUAUUGGCACAUCAUCUUGGAUCGCAAUCUCUAAGCAAAGUUUGUCGAAACUUUAUCAAAAAGAGAUUCAGCCAAAUCAAUGUCAAUGAGAUUUGGAUUAUUGGCUCACUUCUAGGCAAACCUGAUUUGAGAGAACAAUGUAUUCUCACGAUUGCAUAUGACUUCGAUUCUUUUGUCAAGGAUCAGAAGUGUCUGCGAUGGACGACUGCGAAGGACAUGGAGGCACUUCUGAGUAACCCCUGGCUUUGGGCUCCAGAUGAAGACUCGAGGUUGAAAGCAAUGGUGUCAUGGAUAAACGCGGCUCCUUCAUCGUUUGAAAGGGGCACCCGUGAUAUGUUCUUCCCACAUCUUCUACCAUCACUAUAUGUUAACAAACUUCCUCGUUCCUUUAUAAUUGAUGUGGCUUCGGGGAAGUCGGACAUUAACCUUUCUGACAGGUCAAGAUUGGCUGGUGCUGGGAGCCUUUUCAAACUGGUAGAGGACGUUUUCGAGAUUACUUAG